This is a messenger RNA of Symbiodinium sp. CCMP2592, 1597 nucleotides long. The record is from the annotation of a GenBank genome assembly. Lineage: Eukaryota; Dinophyceae; Suessiales; Symbiodiniaceae.
GAAAAUCAAGGAGGAUGGGGAGGCGGAUGGCCCGACGGACCUGGAGGAACUGGCUCGGCAUUGGAAUGCACUCUACAUUCGGGUGUCCAAGGCUGUGAAGGAGGUCUCGACCUGCCAACCCGCCGCCGAUCUGAAGAAGUUCUUGGGCGGCUUCCGGAGCUGGGUGAACCAGUUCAAGAAAAAGGUCGGGAACUCGAAGAAGACAAAGAAGGACAGCAGCAAGGACGAGAACAAGAAAGCGAAGGUGAGCGGCCCUCCUGCGGGAACUGGUACGAAGAUGGGCGAAGAGAUCCUCAGCAGCUAUGCCGGGGCCUUGAAUGCCGGGCAGGAGGUGUCCGAGAAUUUCAAUUUGGCCAAUGAAUGCUUCAAUGCCCUCGACUGGCUGUGCCAGGGCAAGGGGUCGCAGUGCCUGCUUAUCACCGCAGCACAGACAAAAGCCUUCGUCGAUGACAUCUGCGGGCUGACCUACUUCGCUCAGCAGAAAGAGUGGGUCUAUGAGAGCUGGAGCAAGGACAAGGCCAAGGCCCAGGUGUCCUUGGCCCUUGUGGCCAAGAGCAACAUUCCCACGUGCUGGGAAAAAAAAGCAGAAGAUGAAUUGAUCUCCGUGAGCACGGACGUGGAUCCCCUCCUCGGCGAGAUCUUCAUACCCUGCUUUUGGUCCUUCGGCAAGAAGACCCACAAGAUCUUCUACUCCACCGACUACGGCCUGACGGAGUUCAAGGUGAUCUUGGAAGGGGCGUGCCUUUUCAUCGGCAGGCCUGUGCCAGAUGACGGCCUCAAGAGCUUCGGCAGCUUCUGCCAGACCGUGAGCGAAAACGAGAGCCAGAACUGGCUGGAUGAGUGCAACGAUCAUGGCUGGGCUGUUCUGCUGAAGAAAGGCGACAUGCUGGGAAUCCCAGCUGACCACGCCUACAUUCAGGUCUGUGUGGAAGAGUCCCACGGCGUCAGGAUCCUGAAGGGCUCCCGCCGUGGUCUCAAAGCCAGCAAAGAGAUCCUGCAGGCCAGGAUCGAGCAGUGGCCGGAGUUGCAGGAGCAUCGUACCGGAAAGCUGCUGGCCUGGGCGAACUCGGUCGAUUGCACCCAGAGCGAUGCACAGAGACUCGAGCCGAUUUCCGAGACAGAGAGUGAGAGAGAGGAUGAGCGGUGCGAUGCAAAGGCAUCACCCGUGAAGCAGGAGUCGCCAACUGCAGAAGAGCGGUCGUGGAGCCCUACUGUGGCAGAGUACACUAGGUGCUUGGUGCAUGGAAGCAUCACCAGGCUUGCUGAGCUGAAAGACCGGUGGAAUAAAGAACUGGGGAUUUUCACCGAGUUGGAGAAGGACGACCCGGUCCAAUCCUGCUUAGAGGAACGUUUUGAGCAAGGCCCAGUGUCGCUCCAUACUUUCAUCGAAAACGAUGCAAAGGGAGUGGCACUGAUCCUCUUGGACUUUCAAGCCGGGUCCUCGCAUUCGUGCGAGAUCGAGUGCAUGGUGUACAACUGCAUGGAACAGCAGGUGGAGUAUCGCUCUUGGGACCCGAAAACCCCAGCUCCAAAGCACAACACAAAGAGGAAGGCGAUUAGUGAGGGGUUGUCCCGAAAGAAUGCCCGCUACUUCUAA